AAAUAUUCUUCUUUCGUACAUUUUUAAUAUUUGGGUUUCUUAAAUUGAUUUCCGGAAAUUGUCAGACACUGUGAUAAUCAAUUAUUUUAUCUAUAUUCUCACUUGAUUGACAAAUAUAUUCAGAAUAUGAUGAUUUCCCUAAAUUAUCAGUGAUAUUAUUAAUAUUUUCAGAUAAUCAGCUUGAAUAGCAAGAAUGUCAUGCCAUCUGUUGCCAUUAGUUCAGCUUGAUGACAUUACUGGUCUGCGUGACUUUUUAUUCCCUGAACUUAAGGCCACAGCAGACACUAAACCAGAUCAAGAAAAUAAAGGUGACAGUUGGACAGAAGACUGGGGAGAAUGGGACGAGGAGACAAUGGACACAAGGGAGAGCACUCCUGAUACCGACACAGAAGGGGAGGGAACUGUGCAUGCCAGUGCCAGCAAAUGGAUCCAGGACUGCCAGCUGGCUAUCUCCCCAACUGCAGACCUCAUUGCUAUCAGCAACAAGGAUAAACUGGUCCUUAUGACACCCAAAUAUAAAGCUGACAAAGAUGCAGAUGAUGAGGUGACACGGUACUGCACAGUUUGGUCGGGAUCUGUAGCUCAGAAUACAAGUGAGUUUGUGACCUCCCUGCUUUGCUUGCCACUGGCCUCUCAGAAGAUGAGUACCCAAGGGGCCCCAGACUGGACAUGUGUCCUUGUAGGGCUGUCAUCAGGUUUCGUGAGAAUAUACACAGAGACGGGAGCUUUACUUUUGUCUCAGAAGUUGCACACAGAACCUGUUCAGCGACUUAAGUGUAAUACCUACACUCCCAGGCGUUACCUUGGCAUUGCAGAACAGCAUGAGGAGCUGCUGAUCCUGUAUGUGACUGCCCUGGUGACUAUAGAUGGCUUCAGUCUGUACCAGGCCCUCAAAGCCUGUAGAAAUCAGGUGGCCAGAGCAACAGCAAGUGGUGAGGCUAGCCUUCAGCCACCUCCCUUGGCCUACAAGAAGUGGGCCCCACAGGACAUGGAGACUAUAGUUGACAUGCACACCACAGGAGUUCACACUCCCAAUCCGUUUGAUCAGAUGGUUCUGGCCUCCAUUGUGUCCCACAAGAACAGUAUACGUCCCGCCCCACCCGCUGCCUCUGUGUACCUUUUGGCCGGCAUAGGGCCUUACACUGGCUUCUUCUAUGCCAUAGAGGGAAGCGCCCAACCUAUUCUGUCUGAAGUAGCCUUUGCUGUAGCCAGUAAACUGAAGUCAGCUAUCAUGUCUGCUGCAAGUGGAUGGUUGAGUUUUGGGUCAAAAGGCAAGUCAGAGACAAGCGGUGAAAAACAACCAAAAAUAGAACCAGCUACACCUUUACCACUGAGAUUUGGUUUACCGGACCAGCGCCGCGAGGGUCUCUGUGUCAGCCUGUCACCUAACAACACAUACGCUGUCACCACAGACAGCUUUGGCAGGGUCAUACUCAUUGACAUCGCUCAGGGAAUAGCCAUAAGGAUGUGGAAAGGUUACCGUGACGCCACUGUGGGCUGGGUCGAGGUCAAGGAGGAGGAAGAGUCCCACUCUCAUGUCAGGCAGUGUCGCAGUGCACAGUUCCUGGUUAUAUAUGCAUCCAGGAGGGGCAUUCUGGAGAUAUGGCUUGCUGGUAAUGGCCCUCGUGUGGCAGCAUUCAACGUGAGCAAGCACUGCCAGCUGGUGUCCAUAUCUCACGGCAUACUCGGUCUUAACAAUGUCACCAGUAAAGGGGUCCGCAUCAAGGCCUUCCAGGUGGCCCUUCUCGACCCUGCAGGUACUCUGAAGACUGUCCAGGUUCCCUUCCAUCUGGCACUCAGUGACAAAAACAACAAAAGAGUAAGAGACAUGCAUCUUCUUAAAAGAUUGAAGGAAAUACUUAGAGAAAACAAAGAGGAAUCAGAAUCACUGGCUGCCCAAGUUCAGGAUUUGUUGCUGAAUAUUAAGAUAUGCAGUAUAGCCCAACAGGGUGUCGACAAGAUUCUUUCCACACCAUAUCUGAGUGCCAAGUUCAUGUUGGGCAUUCUAGCAGCAAUUGUUCAGAGACUCAAAAAUAUAGGAGAAAAUCAUCGAGACAUUGAGCGUCGCCUGUUUCUGCAGUACUGUCAGCUACAGGAGCGACUCAUACAGACGUACAUAGAGUUGUCUACCCUUCAGUCCACCACACAGGCUGUAGAGCAGCACACACAAACUCUGUCCACACUUCUUGGUCUGAGCGACAGUGAGGUGGAGCACAUGAAUGCCCAGGCCAGUCGUUACCAUGGCAUCCCAGCGGCCAGUCGGGGUGGAGCUCGAGUCACAUUCAAGGAAGACGGUGUGACCAAUGUGGCCGACUUUCUGUUCUGCUUUGCGUGCACCCCACAUGCAGGGGAGAGUGCCACAUCUGGGCCUGGAACUGUGGCUCUGGCUAAAGACUUGACUGAUGAAAAGACGCUUCAAUUAGGGCGGCUGAUGUUUGAGCCAUGUCUGAAGUAUCAGACGCCUACCACUGAUCUGUUCACUGCCAUUAGAAACUGCCUGGUGCCUACAGAAGAUUUGGCGAGUUUGCUUGUGUGCUCCUGGUUGCAAGAUAAUACAAGAACUGCCAGCCAGGUCCCUGGAUUAUUCUACAUGCUAAAACUCAUGGUUUCUAGUCUAGAUGGAAAAGAUUUGUCUUCCGACCGUGGAGAGGAAUCUCAUCGAUGGCAGAGCUUGCAUCACCUAUGUUGUCAGACAACAAAGUGCCUGUCUGCUUACCUGGCUGCCAUAGUUACCAAGUCAGUUGUCAUGGAUACCUGGGGCUUGAUGCCAAAGAAACCUGAUAAACCAUUGUCUGAUGAUGCAGCAAAAGAUCCUGAUGCCGAUACCAUGAGUAUCUGCUCAGAAACCUUGCCGUCCCCCGUGUUGGAAAGCUCUCCACUGACAGCGAGCGCAGAGGGAGGCAUGAAGACUCCAGCUGACGUGGAAGCCUGGACUUUACUUGCUCAGCAACUGGAGGAUUUGUUGUGUAUAGACUGCUUUCUGAAGUUGUCUCCCCCUGGUCAUAAACAGGUUGUGAACCUGACGGAGGAGAUAAAAGUCAGUGUACUCACUGUGCUUGAAGGAGGCAAAGGUUGUAUCAGUGAGGUGGUUGCUAGGCAUAUUGCGAGGGUAGGUUUCCAGCCCCAGGACCUAUACCGGCCACUUCAAGAAGAGGCUUGCAGGGAAGCUGGGAGUCAUUCGAACGUUUCUAGUCAGGAAAUAGUCUGGGACCAAAUGGAGUUGUUGAAGAGACGUUUCCCCCAUAGCCUGGAGAAUGACGUUUUGUUCAGUAACAGCAGUUGGGAGUAUGCUGUCCUCUGGAAUAAAGUGCCUGAGGAAGUCAACAAUCUAAAGCAUGCCCUUGAUUUCCUACGCCUAGUACAGAAUGCUAUGCUCAGACAAGGUGUGUGCAGUAUGAUGUGGCACAUGUUUAUAUCGAAGAGGUUUCAAGCCAUAGGUCAGCUGAUGGAAAAGGUAGGGAAAGUACCAAAAGAUCGUCUCUGUAGAAAGGAAAUUGGCAUAAGCGAAACAAGACUAGGUACCUUUGUGUCCCAGAUCUGUGACUUCUUCAACAUUAUCAUGGAUGCCAACUGUGAGACCAAUGAAGUGCCUGUGUUCAACCAUGAGCCCUCGUGGACUGAGGUCAAAGGAAGCGUCUCUCUGGUAGAGCUGGCAAUAGACCAAAAGUCAACCAAUUAUGGGUUGUUGACUGUGUUCAACCAGCUGUCUACAAUUAUACAUGCUGUGGUUACAUUCAACAUCAAACAAGUCAAAGUACUCUCGCUGUUUGAUACUAAGGGUAGACACGCACUGAGUCAGGAGCUGCAUGCACAUCCCCUGCUGCCUACAACCAGCGUGGACUCCAGUGUGGCUGCCCUACGAAAACAGUUCUUGACAAGAGUGAUCACUGAGUCAGUGAAGAAGAUGCGAGAGUUCUGUCCUGUGAGCUCUUCUGACAAUGCUGGUUCCCCAUCCAGUGUGUCCGUCAGCAAGCUGAGGUCAAGUGAGGCUGGACGCUGGCCGGGCACCAUCCUUGACCUUGCUGACCAGUUUGGCCUUGACCUUGAUCAGCUCAAGCAGCACCAGGUGUGUGAGCUCUACUCUGCUGGCUUUGACAAGCUCGCUGAAGAGGUGCUGGUGACCGUGAAUGACCGCCAGUCCCUGGGUGCCCAGCUGCUGACCAUAUGUGGACAGCGAGUGGCCUACAAGCUGGCCGGCAUGGACGCCCAGAUGAUGGUAGAUCUCAUGUCAAACGUCAACCCUGCCCUAUCCACCUGGCUCAAAGCUAUGAAUGCUGGCUUGCUUCUUCAAGCUGAUGUAGAGACAUCUUAUAUACAGAACCUAAUUCACCAGACUUUAAUUCACCUGUCCGAGGACCACCCACUUCAUGGCAUUGCCCAGGCAUUAGAAUCUCUCUCCCAUGUUUUGUGAUUGGGAUCAUUUAUAUAAUUACAUUUAUAUCCUUUAUUUUCUUAUAUGAUUGAAAAUAAUACUGUCAUAAACCAUAUAUUUUACGUUUGAGGCUUGUUUCUCAUAAACAAGGUUAACUUUUAUAUAUUAUUUGUGUUUGCCAUCAGAAUGAUAGGCAUACAUUGUCUGAUACGUUCAGAUAUUGUUGUUUUCGCUAGGUGUAUUUGUAUUAUGUUAUUUUAUGUCUUUCAUGAUUACUUUAGAAUAAGUGUACUUAUGAGUCUUAUUUCUGUCGGGCAUGUUUCUUUACUAUGUUCGGAGAAUGUGUCGUGAAGUGUUUUGAACAUGUACUUUGUAUUGAACUUUGUAUAAAACCUUUUCCGUUGUAACUGAAAGGGAUUAUUGAUUACACCUGGUUCUUGCCAACUUCAGUGUAUCCGUUUGAAUCAGUGCAACCGAUAUAUGCCGCCUUCUUUAAAAUAGUGUAGAAGUACUCCAGCAAUGUCAACCAAACUUAUGGAGAUAAUAGUGUUACUUGGACCACAUUAACUUGGUAGGGGACCGUUGUUUUGUCUUUGGAAAAGAUCUUCAUAAUAAAGAAGCCUUAUAAUAUAACAUUAAAUUUAACAUUGCAUCGGCAAAGGCCUAACAAUCUUAUUCCAAAGCAUCAAUAUCAUGAAAAAGGAAGUAAUGCUAUUGCGUUCGGUUUAUUUUAUUACUGACUGCCAGAAGACUGCAUACUUCUGUUAUAAUAUCGUUUUUAUGUGAAUAUGCUGUAUUAUUUGAUAACAGUACUUUUAGCCAAAGUAUAUUUGUUUUGAUUGUUGUUAUGCUUCGUUGACUGUUUUCCUUCAUAACUGUGUUAUACAAUUUUGGUGAACGUGCAAUGCUAGUGUUGUGGAACGGAACAUGAUUAUCAGCUUUUCGCUUAUGUGUAUUC
Dreissena polymorpha is the source of this 5330-nucleotide messenger RNA. RefSeq names its product rab3 GTPase-activating protein non-catalytic subunit-like. Gene Ontology annotation, biological process: regulation of GTPase activity. The coding region runs from base 194 to 4411 and encodes 1405 amino acids. Lineage: Eukaryota; Metazoa; Mollusca; Bivalvia; Myida; Dreissenidae. The record is from RefSeq and is a predicted model, not a curated record. The transcript has 33 exons.